UUCUCGCAACUUGACCAUUUAUAUUUUAUUACAUUUGUAUUUGUAUUUUAGGUUCAACAUUUUAUCAUUACAGCCAUGUUAUAGUAAGAACAAGAUUCUCAGCUUUUCCGUGACUAAUUUCAGUAUCGGUAGGUUAGUGAUCAUCGGACGUUGUCUUUUUUUUUUUUAAAAUCGCACCGUUUUAACAAAGAGCUAGAAGCUUCUCAAGACUUCGAUCAUGGCGACUCCCAAACUGACUCGUUUGCCUAGCAUCAGAGACCGCGUUGAGGACACUCUUUCCGCUCACCGUAACGAACUCGUUUCUCUCCUCUCUAGGUAUGUGGCACAGGGAAAAGGAAUUUUGCAACCGCAUACUUUGCUUGAUGAGAUUGAUAAUAUCUUCCCCGAUGAUGAAGCAAAGGAGAAGCUUAGCGAUGGCCCCUUUGGUGAAGUUAUCAAAUCUACACAGGAAGCCAUUGUUCUGCCUCCAUUUGUGGCCAUCGCUGUUCGUCCAAGACCUGGUGUUUGGGAAUUCGUUCGUGUUAAUGUCCACGAGCUUAGUGUGGAACAGUUGACUGUUGCUGAGUAUCUUCGUUUCAAAGAAGAUCUCGUAAGCGAGGAGAUUCAAGGAAAUUUUGUUCUUGAGCUGGACUUUGAGCCAUUCAAUGCAUCUUUUCCUCGUCCUAAUCGGUCUUCAUCCAUUGGUAAUGGUGUUCAAUUUCUUAACCGCCACCUUUCUUCAAAUAUGUUCCGCAACAAAGACUGCUUGGAGCCAUUACUUGAUUUCCUUCGAGCACACAAAUACAAAGGACGUGCAUUAAUGUUGAAUGAUCGUGUAACAAGCGUAUUGCGCCUUCAAUCUGCUUUAUCUAAGGCUGAGGACUAUCUUUCUAAACUUCCAGCUGAAACGCCAUAUUCUGAGUUUGAAUAUGUUUUACAAGGAUUUGGUUUUGAGAGAGGUUGGGGAGACACUGCAGAACGAGUGCUGGAGAUGAUGCAUCUUCUUUUGGAUAUUCUUCAGGCUCCUGAUCCUUCUACAUUGGAGACAUUCCUUGGGAGACUGCCUAUGGUGUUUAAUGUUGUCAUUUUGUCUCCACAUGGAUACUUUGGGCAAGCAAAUGUUUUAGGUUUGCCUGACACCGGCGGGCAGGUGGUCUAUAUACUGGAUCAAGUUCGUGCACUGGAGAAAGAGAUGCUUCUCCGAAUUCAGAAGCAAGGAUUAGAUAUCGAACCUAAGAUUCUUAUUGUGACAAGGUUAAUACCCGACGCAAAAGGGACCACAUGUAACCAGCGUUUGGAAAGAGUCACUGGAACAGAACAUACACAUAUUUUGAGAGUUCCAUUUAGAUCAGAAAAGGGUAUUCUUCGUAAAUGGAUCUCAAGAUUUGAUGUCUGGCCUUAUCUAGAGACCUUUGCCGAGGAUGUGGCAAGUGAAAUUAGUGCUGAGUUGCAAGCAAUCCCAGAUUUUAUAAUAGGAAAUUACAGUGAUGGGAAUCUUGUUGCAUCUUUGUUGGCUUAUAAAAUGGGGGUUACACAGUGCACCAUUGCUCAUGCAUUGGAGAAGACUAAAUACCCAGAUUCAGAUAUAUAUUGGAAAAAAUUCGAGGAGAAAUACCAUUUCUCGUGUCAGUUCACUGCUGAUCUAAUAGCCAUGAAUAAUGCAGAUUUUAUAAUCACCAGCACAUACCAGGAGAUUGCAGGAACGAAGAAUACUGUUGGUCAGUAUGAGAGCCACACCUCCUUCACUCUUCCUGGGCUAUAUCGAGUUGUUCAUGGCAUUGAUGUUUUUGAUCCAAAGUUCAAUAUUGUUUCACCUGGAGCAGAUAUGUCAAUUUAUUUUCCCUACUCUGAAAAGAAUAGAAGACUUACAGCGUUCCACGAUUCCAUAGAAAAGUUGCUGUAUGCUCCAGAGCAGAAUGAUGAGCACAUUGGCAUGUUGGAUGACCGAUCAAAGCCCAUAGUUUUCUCCAUGGCAAGACUUGACAGGGUGAAGAACAUUUCAGGAUUAGUUGAGCUAUAUGCUAAGAACGCCAAAUUGAGGGAAUUGGUGAACCUUGUUGUAGUAGCUGGCUAUAUUGAUGUGAAGAAGUCAAACGAUAGAGAAGAAAUCUCAGAAAUUGAGAAGAUGCAUGACCUUUUUAAGAACUACAACUUGCAUGGUCAAGUUCGAUGGAUAGCUGCUCAGACUAAUCGUGCACGUAAUGGAGAGCUAUAUCGUUACAUAGCUGACACAAGAGGUGUUUUUGUCCAGCCUGCUUUCUAUGAAGCUUUUGGGCUUACAGUAGUUGAGGCUAUGACAUGUGGUCUUCCAACUUUUGCUACUUGCCAUGGAGGUCCUGCAGAGAUUAUUGAGCAUGAUAUAUCUGGUUUCCACAUUGAUCCUUAUCACCCUGAUCAGGCUGCUUCACUUCUGGUGGACUUCUUUCAACGAUCCAAGGAGGAUUCUAACAACUGGAACAAAAUUUCAGACGGGGGAUUGCAAAGAAUUUAUGACAGGUACACUUGGAAGAUUUAUUCUGAAAGGCUUAUGACACUAGCUGGUGUUUAUGGUUUCUGGAAGUAUGUUUCAAAGCUGGACAGGCGUGAGACCCGUCGUUACCUUGAAAUGUUCUACAUUCUCAAGUUCCGUGAUCUGGCAAAAUCCGUCCCCAUGGUAAGCGAUGAAACACAUUAAAGUACUGAAGGGUCUGCUUUUUAGUCCAUGGAUGUGAUUUCAUACAAAUAUGGUGAUGUUUGUAAAUAAAUAAAGCUUUGAUCAUGUGUGUCUUAAACAUAAAACAUGAAACUAAUCCCUGUUGUAUGUAUGCCAGAGCUUUGACUCUCAUGGAAGAUGGAACCCUUGUAAUGUUUAAUAUAACCUUUCUUUUCUUUGUGUGCGA
This is a messenger RNA of Humulus lupulus (European hop), 2858 nucleotides long. Its product is annotated as sucrose synthase 2. Gene Ontology annotation, molecular function: sucrose synthase activity. Bases 218 to 2653 code for a protein of 811 amino acids. The record is from RefSeq and is a predicted model, not a curated record. Gene Ontology annotation, biological process: sucrose metabolic process. Lineage: Eukaryota; Viridiplantae; Streptophyta; Magnoliopsida; Rosales; Cannabaceae. The transcript is spliced from 15 exons.